GUCUGAUCACGUAUUAGCGCUAAUGAGGGCUAAUCCUAAGCCGUUUCCCGACACACAGGGAAAUGUUUGAUGAUCGAUUCCUCACGCCUUUAUUACACAUUAUCACAUCUGAUUUGUGGACAUAACUGUCUUGGAUGUCGUUGGAGUUACAUCGAUGAUAUUCGUAUGUUCGAUGUUAGCCACGCCAAGAUUGUUUACAUUCGAAACGGAACUUGGAUAUGACAUGUGUGCCUAACUUGAGACCUACGGAUUACAAUCUCAUAUCCCGCAUUCCGCUGAUGAUCAUACACAUCAUUCUGUACUUAUUUAUCAUUUGAACCUACCAACAUGAUCAUGGAUUAUCAAGUCUUGAACCUCCUUGGCAAAGGGGGGUUUGCGUGUGUCUACCGUGCAAGAUCAAAUAAAACCGGGCAAGAAGUAGCCAUAAAAAUGAUUGAUAAAAAAUUAAUGAAAGCUGCCAAUAUGGUAGUGAGGGUUCGAAAAGAAGUAGAAAUUCACUCAAGAUUAAAGCAUCCUGCAGUAUUGGAGCUAUACAACUACUUCGAGGACAGCAACUAUGUGUAUCUGGUGUUGGAGAUCUGCCACAACGGGGAACUACAGAGAUACCUCAAAACCAACUGUAAAGUGCUCACUGAAGAUGAAGCUCGUCAUUUCAUGAAGCAGAUAGUUGAGGGGAUGCUGUACCUGCACUCACAUGGCAUCCUCCACAGGGAUCUCACACUGUCAAAUCUACUUCUCUCCAAGAACAUGAAUGUUAAAAUAGGCGAUUUUGGAUUGGCGACACAGCUGAGUGUUCCGGAUGAGAAGCAUUUCACAAUGUGUGGCACACCAAACUACAUAUCUCCAGAGGUGGCAAUGAGAGCUGCACAUGGUCUGGAAACUGAUGUCUGGUCUCUGGGCUGCAUGUUGUACACAUUUCUUGUGGGCCAGCCACCAUUUGACACAGACGCUGUGAAGAAGACGCUGAAUCGUGUAAUAUUGGCAGAGUACGAUCUGCCGGAACACCUGUCUAGAGAAGCAAGGGAUCUCAUUCAGGGACUAUUACGCAAGAAUCCAAAAGAAAGAAUCCCUAUCCGAGAAAUUUUAAGUCAUCCUUUCAUGACCAACAGUUCUUCCUCAGGCAGCAGGAAAAUUGCCCACAAGUGUCCGGAAGUGUCGAUGGACAGUGGUCGAGGUACAAUGGCUACUGUGAUGUCAGGGAGAUCAGGUUUGUCGAGUAGCCGUAAACCGAUGCCAGCGUUCCCCAUCAAGGAACUCAAGUCUCAGAUCAUGGAGGAUGAAGAACGCUAUGGCAACGGCUACUACAGCAACAUUUCGGACAGUGGGAGUUACACCAGCGGUGGUCAUCAGCAGCUAUUGGGCGGUCAGUCAGCUCACCAGCGUCAUCCCCCAUCACCCCCAGUCAGGCUUCGAGACAGUGAGCGAGAGGCUGAGCUGUACCAGGCUCGUCAGAGCAACCUUGCUAGUCAGCACCGAGUGUUGAGUCACGCCCAACACACCGACAAACCAGUCAUCCGGAAGUACAGCUCCCAAGAAAACAUGUUAGACUAUUCCAAGCGAAACACUGACAAUAUGAUGGCCACCAAGGCCCCCGUGCCCCACCUGUUUGACCCCACCCGGUACCAGGAGGGAUCCCAGACCAACAGCUCCUCCACGUGGUCAUGUGCCUCCUUCCACAGCUCGAGCACGGGGAGGGUCCAGGCCAGUCCGGGGCUCCGAGGGCUCUCGGACACCUGCAGCAGUGCUGACAUUGCACAGUCAGUUAAACCAUAUCUCAGUGCUGGAUCAGAUUCUUCUUCUCAUGAUGGAGACUUCAGUUUACAAAACACGAAACGAGUGUUGACGUUUGACUCGAAACCUGGGAGUUUGCAUGAACCUGAGAAUGUUUCGUCAAGUCACGGUUCUCAGGGCCUGUGUAUUGGGAAUGUUCAGAGUCCGUUCUUGAGGUCAGCUUCUGUUGAGGAGAAGCUGUCAAAUGUGCCCAACUUGCAUGGACCUGUUGAGUUUUCGUCGCCGUAUGGACAGAGGGUUCACAUUUCGGAGAAGGAGGUGAACGCGUGUGCUAAGUCUCAGUCAAUGCAGGAUCUCAUUGGGCCUAGAGGGGAUUCACAUCGACACGGGGAGAAGAGUGAAAAGAAGGAUCGACACAGUCCAGAGACAGUCUCACAACUUAAUGCUCAGAGAUUACGUCCCAUCCGGCAGAAGACAAAGAAUGCUAUUGUAAAUAUUCUGGAGACAGGGGAAGUGUGCCUUGAAUUCCUGAAGAACAAGAAUAAGGUGGAGAAAGUGGUGGAGGUCUUCUCGAUAUCAGCAGAUGGCAGUCAGGUCAGUGUGUAUCAGCCUAACGAGGGCCACGGGGUAGUUGUCACGGACCGACCGCCGUCACCAGAUGAUGAAAUGCUCAAAACAUUUGCGUAUGGGUCAAUGCCAGAAAAGUAUUACAAGAAAUACCAGUAUGCUACAAGGUUUGUCAACCUAGUACGGUCCAAGACCCCGAAGGUCACAAUGUACACUCACAGAGCCAAGUGUAUGUUGAUGGAGAAUGCUCCGGAUGCAGACUUUGAAGCUGUAUUUUAUGAUGGUGCUAAGUUCACAGCCAACAGUAAGGGUAUGAGGAUCAUUGAAAAGGAUGGCACCUCUCUAGCUCUGGAGUCUCAGGCCAUGGAGCAACACCUCAGUUAUGACACAAAGGAAUUACUGGUGUAUGUCAAACAGUGUCAGACACAGUGCAUGGAGCUGGAGUCUGUCAUCAGAAGCCUGCAAAGCACUGGGUGUGGCAAGGACCAUCUGUUCCCCGUCAUCGUCGGGAGGCGCCCACACUCUGGUCUAGGAGACCUCAGCAAGUCUAGCGACAACACAACUGAUACCAGAUCUUCUCAAGACCAUGACACAACCAAGUGUUCUCAGAUGAAGUCACCUCCCAUGAUGACAUCAUUUGAUGGCACAGUUGUAAGUGCUGUGACAGAGGUAGGAAGUCAAUGCACAUCACGGCUGACAACAGGCGACAGACACAAUUCUACUCUCACUUCACAGGCUUCCAUGGCAACCAGCAGCACAUCCUCGGGAACCAGUGCUGAUCCAAGGAAGCCCAACAAGGAUGUCGUCCACCAGAUGUUUGUUCCCAACAUUGGCUGGGGACAGAAGUAUUCAAAUGGGGAGAUUGUGGUGAACUUCAAUGAUGGCACACAGCUAGGGAUGAAGUCGAAUGCUACAACCGUCACCUUCAUCGACCAGCAGGGCAAGACACUCAGGUUUUACCAAAACGACCACCUACCUGACUACGUGAAGUCACGCCUGGAGAAGGUGCCCCUAGUGUUGGAGCACAUGAGGAAGUCGGCCCAGAUGUCGGUUAUAUCCGCGGCUCAGUCCAGGAGAUAGUACUAACAUAGCAGCCGCGACAGUAGUCAACAGAUGCUGUGUUUAGGUCCGCCUGCAUUACUUACACUAGGCACCUCUAGGCUGGGAGGGAAUAACCAAGGGCAUGUUCGUUGUCCAUCAAAUAGCUGUAGAGUAAUUGUGUUAUUAGAAUAUUUGUAAAAAAAGUAUUUAAGAUGAAUUACAUCUGUUUUGACUAUUUAUUUGAGAAUUAUACUCUUUGUUUUCCCUGCAGCUAUUGUUAGUGCUAUAUUUAUUGUAUGCAUCUCUGGCAUUCCCAUCUCCUUGAGUCUCGCAACAAGUGCUCACACACAUUGAAUGAUUUCCUUCCAACUUGGGAACUUUUGUAUUGAGCAGAUUAAUUUCAAAAUUUGAAUGAGGAGCAAAUUUUUGCCUCUUAUAUACACUAGAUAUAGACAUAAGGACAUUUAGCAAAUUGUUAGUGGAUGGGCUUCCAGAUUUGACUGAUGGGUCUGACAUCUAUUUUGCCUCCCAAUUGUACAGAGUUGUGUCUAUGCAGACAGCCGCAUGUGUCUUAAAAGAAAGUGCCAUUGUUCCUGUCUCAGUACGACUGACUUGCUUGAUUGCCGUCAUGAUUGUGAGAUCUGUAUGAUUGUCGAGAUUUGCCUCCGUAGAGUGACUGUCAAGACGUGAUUUGGUGUGACUGUUGAGAUCUGUCAGUAGUUGUGUAUACGCUGUACAUUAGAAACUGUAUUAUAGUGUAUACUAGUGUCCAUUGUUUUGUAUAUAAAGUUGUAUGUAAAUAUGUACAUAGAGUCUGUGCUAGUGUCUGCCAUCUUCCAUUCUCAUCUCAUCAUGUUAUAGUCUUCAAGCAUCACGCUGAGGUGCUGCUGAAAGUGACAAGGGAUAGUCCUUUUACUUAUCCAAUUUAAUCAUUUAAUUUCUAUUACAUUUAUUAUAAUUUCAGUUGAUUUUUAUUUGUCAUAUACUUUUAGGGUGUAUUUGCAUAAGAAUUAUUUAAUCAUCUGAGUUCUUUUAAAGAAAAACAAAAAUUUAUAAAUAUUAUUUAUGAAAUUUGUAUGUUUGUAUCAAUUUUAAGUUUUUAUGAUUUUAAACCUUAGUCUAUACAAAUGUAAUUUUUACGAAUUUUUAAUUGUUAUCUGAAAUUAUUGGUCACUUUCAGAGUUUCUGAUAACCGUUAUAGGUCCAGGACUGUUGAACAUGUUACUGUACACCACAAAGUAGAAAAGUGUUUAAAAGAUCUUGAUUAGAAUGAUAAUAGAUUAUGAUAAUUUUGAGGUUUCUACAACAUAUAUAUAAAGUCGCCUUCAGGUCCAUACACAUGCUGCUGGUAUUUACCCAAGUGGUAAAUGUUUAAGAAUUGCAUCACAACUGAAAUACUGUUUAAAGCAAUGUUAACUCAAAUUCCCUCGCCAAAUACAUGAAUUGUUAUGUUAUGAUAAUGUUUGAAUCAAAGCACCCGCCUUAAAAAAGAAUCAAGUAAUUAAGAUUCCAUGCUUACAUUAUUUUAAAUUUUUGUGUAUUUUACAUGAUGUUGAUCCUGUCACAGCAUAUUCUGCUGUCCAUCAGUAGCGCCUGGUCACAGCCCUGGACCUACAACAGCCGCUGUUACUCUGUUGUUGUUGAACUUGUCAUCUUUUACAACUGCCGAUGCUUCUACAAUAAACUGUUACAGAAAUA
Haliotis rufescens (red abalone) is the source of this 5037-nucleotide messenger RNA. Its product is annotated as serine/threonine-protein kinase PLK4-like. Gene Ontology annotation, molecular function: protein kinase activity; protein binding; ATP binding. The transcript is spliced from 18 exons. NCBI's taxonomy places the organism in Eukaryota, Metazoa, Mollusca, Gastropoda, Lepetellida, Haliotidae. Gene Ontology annotation, biological process: protein phosphorylation. The coding region runs from base 328 to 3378 and encodes 1016 amino acids. The record is from RefSeq and is a predicted model, not a curated record.